Molecule: messenger RNA, 363 nt
Organism: Arctia plantaginis
Lineage: Eukaryota; Metazoa; Arthropoda; Insecta; Lepidoptera; Erebidae
Source: the annotation of a GenBank genome assembly
AUGGAGCUAGGGCUCCGAACGCGCGCGGCGACUCGCGGGGGGCGAAGCCCCGAUGCCUGGCGGCGGGCAGACGCGAUGCCCGGCAGCGCCGCUGUAAAAACCGACAUACUUAGAAUGCGAGAGCGGCGCGCGGGCUUACGAGGCUUCGCGAGGGGCGAAGCGACCGCGAUUGACACAGGCCCACGCGAGGCGAACAUGCAGCCUCCGGGCACGCGCGGCGAGGCCUCACGAUCAGGCCGAACGCGGCUCCAUUGUGUUCCAAGUGCAGAUGGAGCGACUCUCCUCGGCAGCGACAGGCUGGACAUCGAACAUCAAAUAACCACCUUAUUAGUAAUCACAAAACAAAGUUACGAACCAGUAUAA